Electrophorus electricus (electric eel) is the source of this 3135-nucleotide messenger RNA. RefSeq names its product protocadherin 8, tandem duplication 1 (gene pcdh8.1). Gene Ontology annotation, cellular component: plasma membrane. Lineage: Eukaryota; Metazoa; Chordata; Actinopteri; Gymnotiformes; Gymnotidae. The record is from RefSeq and is a predicted model, not a curated record. Gene Ontology annotation, biological process: homophilic cell-cell adhesion. Gene Ontology annotation, molecular function: calcium ion binding.
AUGGAGGUUAGAAAAAUGCUAGUAAGUUUGAUCUCAGUUGUGAUCUUUGCUACCACGGUUGUGUUAGGGAUAACAACAAAAUAUUACACCUAUGAGGAGGAUGCGCCAGGAACGUUUAUUGGAAAUCUUUCAAUGGACCUGAAAAUCGACCCGUCCGAAGACCCGAACACAAGUUUCCGCUUCAUGCAAGAAGGAAAUUCAUCACUGAUUCAGAUGCGAAAGUGCGACGGGCUCCUUACGGUGGGACAGCGCAUUGACCGAGAGAAGCUAUGUCAGCGUUCCACACAAUGCCUGAUCACGUCUGACGUGGUGGUUUUCUCCAAGGAAAAGUUUCACCUAAUCCAUGUCGAGAUUCACGUGAGAGACAUUAAUGACCAUUCUCCGAUGUUUCCUCAUAACGAAAUACAACUCGAGAUUUUAGAGAGCAUGGCUGUGGGCACGCAUUUUCCGUUAGAGGUGGCCAACGACCUGGAUGUUGGAAACAACUACAUCCAAAGUUAUCAGCUGUUUCAUAAUAGUUAUUUUGAUAUAGAGGUGCGAACCGCCGAAGAUGACAUGAAAUUUGCUCAACUUGUGCUAGUGAAAGAGCUGGACAGAGAGAUUGAGGAUUCGUACACACUUCAGGUUACUGCAAGUGAUGGUGGGAGUCCUCCAAAGUCUGGAUCGGUGACAGUUCAUGUUAAGGUUUUGGACUCAAAUGAUAACAGUCCUCAGUUUGAGCACAAAAGUCUUAAAGUUGAACUCAAUGAAGACGCACCUAUUGGUUUUCUCUUGCUCAGGGUUCAAGCGUUCGACCCCGACCAUGGCCAGAAUGGUGACGUACACUAUGAUUUUGUGGAGGGUGUUCUCAACGACAUGAAAAACAAUUUUGACAUUGAUCCUUUAAGCGGUGCAGUGACCGUGAAAUCUAUGGUAGACUUUGAAGUAAGAAAAUCAUACGAGCUGAACAUACAGGCGUAUGAUUUAGGUGAGAAUUCCAUUCCAUCAACUUGCGCAGUUAUCAUUGAAAUUGUAGAUGUGAACGACAAUGCCCCAGACAUCACGAUCAAACCAAUGACGUUGAUGAAUGAAGGCAUGGCCUACAUCACAGAAGUGGCAGCGGUGGAGAGCUUCGUUGCUCUCAUCAGCGUCACAGACAAAGACUCGGGUGCUAACGGAUAUGUGCACGUAAGUUUGCACGGACACGAGCACUUUAAACUUCAGCAGGCGUACGGCGACAAUUUUAUGAUUGUCACCACAUCUGCUUUGGACCGAGAAAAGAUUCCUGAAUAUAACUUAACUGUAAUAGCGGAAGACCUUGGCUCGCCACCAUUUAAAACGUUUACUCAAUACACGAUAAGAGUUGGUGAUGAGAACGACAACCCCCCAUUGUUCAGCCAACCCGUCUAUGAAAUUUCAGUGAUGGAAAACAAAGCCCCGGGAUCCUACAUUGCUUCUUUAGUAGCUCGUGAUCCUGACGAGGCUGCAAACGGCAAAGUGACGUAUAAACUUCUGGAAAACGAAGUUGAAGGAGUCCUCGUGAGUUCUUUUCUUUCAGUGGACUCAGUUUCAGGGACUCUUUACACAGUGAGCUCACUUGACCAUGAGCAUGUAAAGCAGAUUGAAGUUGCCAUCCUAGCCACUGAUGGGGGUUCUCCUUCAUUGUCAAGUACUGCUCUGGUGAAGGUCAGGAUUGUGGAUGAGAAUGAUAAUGUGCCUUUUAUCACUUAUCCUGUUCUCAUCAACGGCUCCACAGAUGUGCCUAUACCGUACAAUGCUCCAGCUGGUUACAUUGCCUUGAGGGUUGAGGCCCAUGACAUGGACGAUGGGGUGAAUGCCGAGCUCUCUUACACCAUUCUGGAGGACAAAGAAAUACUGUUUUCCAUUAACAAAAAAUCUGGUGAGAUUGUGCUGAAGCACCGCCUAAUGUUCAGGUACGAUGAUGUGAUUGAAAUCAAAGUCAGAGUUAGCGACCUUGGUCGGACGCCUUUCUCUUGCACCGCCACAAUCCGUUUUGUGGUUUCAGAUACAGAACCUUUGGAGAAGCAAGUAAUGGUAGUUCUUGAGUCAAGUGAUGAAAAGGACGACCAUGAUGUAGACGUUUCCCUCAUUGUCAUUGUACUUCUGGGCACCAUGUGCGUAAUGUUGCUGGUUGCAAUUGCUGCAGUGGCCCUCUCACGCAGGACCAUCCACAGAGACGUGUCCAUCAGCAAAAUGGAGGGUGGCUCUGCGGGACACUUCAAAAAGACUCUGCUACCAUCACACAGUAUUGACUCAUCAGACACGAACAGCUUUUCUGGAGGCAGUACCACUGUCACAGAGCAAAUUUCAUCCUCAAGGGGUGACUCGUCUUAUGAAGAGGAACAGAGCAAGGACUCUGACAAUAAGGUGUUUCAACCUCUCUUCAAUAAGACUCAUUUUGAACCUCUGGCCAUUUGGCAAGGAGACAGAUAUGCACUUCAAACAAGUGUCUUCAAGACCACUGAUCAGAUGAGUGUGAAGGACAGCGGGAAAGGAGACAGUGACUUCAAUGACAGUGACUCUGACACUGGUGGAGAAGCAGGUCAAAAGAUGACCACCCUUAAUCACCGACAUGCUAGAAGUUCAUUCCACACUGGACCAAUGAGUGGAACUUGCUCAGCAAGAGAGAUCCCAACACACGCUUCCAGCACUCACGUGGGUAAAAGUGGAUACACUUUAGCAUAUCAGAUGCCAGUCUGCAGCCAGCGCCUGUCUUCUCAUGUCCAAGGACCUUCUUGGAGGGACUAUGGUUAUAAUACAGUUCUCCCACGAGCUUCUGAGCAAACACAGGAAUCCAGAUGUCACAGAAUGGGAAUGCUGCCUUCACAGCUUUAUUACAACCAGCCUGCACAUGCUCAGAUGGACAGACAAGGCCCAGCUACCAAGGAGCCAACCUCAGACAUGGCCACCACACCUGUAGUGUCAUUUUGAAGACAGACUGUGAUUAUAUAUAUGAUUGUCUUUCAGUGCUCAAAUGUGAAUGUUACAUUUAACCAAUCAUUUCAACCAGUAUUUAAAGCCAGAAAACUUUCAUUCAGGAGUGAAUGUAAUGCUUUUUCAUCGAUUGUUUGUUACUGAGAGCAUUCUGAUUGUGUGAUAUUUGUCUGCUUUCUGCUUUGUUCUGUUUGUAACAUA